AUAUUUUUGCAAUUACAGGUUGUACAAGCAAAUUUCUCCUCUCUCUCUCUCUCUCUCUCUCCAAAGCCACCCUUGUGAUGGCGUCCGUCCAUUCAAAAUUGCUUUUAUCAUGCGUCACUCCUCAAAAGCUAAAGCAAAUAAUGCCGUCUGAUGUGGUUCUCACUCAAAACACUCCCUCUCGGUCCCACCAGUUCAACCCCUCCAACUCUACAAGGCUACAACUCCCUCGGCACCGGUACCCAACUCCUCUACUCGAUCAAUUCUUAAUGGCCGCAAAGGAGACUGAAUACAAAGCUCACAUAGUCCUUGUUCCACUGAUGGCCCAAGGCCACAUCAUCCCCAUGAUUGACAUUGCUCGCCUUCUCGCUCACCGCCCUGGCGUUCUCACCACUUUCGUCACCACACCUCUCAACGCCGCCCGCUCCCGCCCCGCCAUCUCCACCAUCCUCUCCUCCUCCCUCCCCGUCCGCUUCCUUGAGCUCCCUUUCCCUUGCUCCGCCGCCGGCCUCCCCGACGGCUGCGAGAACAUUGACCUCAUCCCUUUCCCCGACACCGAAGACAUCGACCUCCUCCGCCCCGCUUUCCUCCUCGUCAAGAACUUCUUCUUCGGCACCGCUCUCCUCCGCGACCCUCUCCUCUCCCUUCUCCGCCAACAACACCCUUCUCCGACGUGCAUCAUCGCUGACGUCUGCCUCCCUUGGUUAUCCGACGUCGCCGAGGCUCUGCGCAUCCCGCGCUUCAUUUUCCACGGCCAAUGCUGCUUCUCCCUCGCCUGCUACCUGAGCAUCCAUCUCAACGGCCUUGACCGAACUAUAACCGACGAGACCCAGCGUUUCCUCGUUCCCGGCUUACCUCAGCCUAUUCACGUCAACAAGACUGAAGCUCCCGGCUUCUUUAGCAUGCCUGGCUGGGAGAAGCUCCGCAAAGACACCAUCGACGCCGAGCUCUCCUCUGACGGUAUCGUUUUGAAUACUUUUAACUCUUUGGAGGGUGAAUACAUUGAGUACUACGAGAAAACGUUAGGGAAAAAAGCUCUGGCGAUUGGACCUGCGUCUCUUGCUAACAGAGACGUGUCUAGCAUGGCUAUGAGAGGGAACAAAACCGCCAUUGAUGAGCAACAGUGCUUGAACUGGCUAGACUCCAAGGAUCCAAGGUCAGUCAUUUUCGUUAGCUUCGGCAGCCUUGCUUUAGUAAAACCUCUGCAACUCAUGGAGAUUGGGUAUGGAUUGGAAGCAUCUGGGAGUCCAUUUAUAUGGGUGAUCAAAGAGUGUGAGAAAUGGCCGGUGAUGGAGCAGUGGGUGGCGGAGCUGAAGGAGAGGACGGGUGACCGGAGUUUGAUAAUCAUAGGGUGGGCGCCUCAGGUGGUGAUACUGUCACACGUCGCUGUCAGUGGAUUCUUGACACACUGUGGAUGGAACUCGGUGCUUGAAGCGGUGAGUGCCGGCGUGGUUAUGGCGACGUGGCCGCGGAACUCGGACCAGUUCCUGAAUGAGAAGCUGGUGGUGGAGGUGCUGAGGAUUGGGGUGAGGGUGGGUGGGAAGCCGCCGAGCUAUGUGGCCAUGAGUAAGUGGAAUGUGGUGGAGAGGGAUGUGGUGGAGAAGGUGGUGAGGAGUUUGAUGGAUAAGGGGAAGGAAGGGGAGGAGAGGAGGGAGAGAGCUAGGGAGCUUGGAGUGAAGGCUAGGAUGGCAAUGGAGGAAGGUGGUUCUUCUUGGGUGGAUUUGAGUAGGCUUGUUGAUUUGGCAUCUGUGCAUGUUGUUAACAAAUAACAAGGGUUUUGAUGAAAAUUAAGCGCCUUUGGUGGAGUUUCACUUGCCGCAGCAAAUAGCAAUAUGUGAGUAAAGAAUGCAUUAUCUUGUCGUUCAAGGACAGUAAUUUAGUUACUUAACAACUUUCAUGGUAAAUAUUUAGAGUUCUGACUCGCUUUUAAUA
This is a messenger RNA of Dioscorea cayenensis subsp. rotundata (Guinea yam), 1929 nucleotides long. RefSeq names its product UDP-glycosyltransferase 73C6-like. The transcript has a single exon. Gene Ontology annotation, molecular function: UDP-glycosyltransferase activity. The record is from RefSeq and is a predicted model, not a curated record. Lineage: Eukaryota; Viridiplantae; Streptophyta; Magnoliopsida; Dioscoreales; Dioscoreaceae. Bases 78 to 1766 code for a protein of 562 amino acids.